AUGCAACUGCAUAGAACAAAAGGCAGACCACAUGGAUGCGAACGAUAUUUGACGUUCAAAGCAUUGUUCCCAGCGUCUGUAUUGCUGCUGAUGUUUGCAGUGUCAUUCACCGCGUUUGAUGGAGGGAUAUCUGUGUCAGAUGCGGGACAGAUUAGCCCUGAUGCAUCCAAUCCGAAAGCUUCCGUUGAAAAUAUAACCGCUUAUACACCCAUUCCGAAACCUUCGGUGGAAAAUAUUUGCCCACAAGCUCUUCAUCUCUUGAAGGACGAUUCUUCCAAGCUGGCGUCCAUACACGAAGAGCUCAAAUCAUUUCAUGAUGGAGGUGGCAAUGUCAAGGUCAUUGAAGAGUAUCUAAAUUCGUACAUGGAUAAAACAAUCGACCGGUUGGACAUGAAGUAUUAUCCAAAAGGUCAAUCUGAGCCACUGGAGGCGGCAGGAGUAACCAAGCACAUUAUUGAGACUCAAAAGGAAGUAGAUACUGCCAAACGUGGUGGGUAUGAUCAAUUCAGACUGCCGGGCUACUUCAAGACAGUCAAAGGAAAACGAUUGAAGGACUUUAAAAUUGAUGUCAUGGAACCAUUUACACCGCAACGAUGGCGCAUUGGCUUGGGACCAAUAGCCAAAACUGCUUGUAAGAGUGUCGAUCGGAUACGGUCCGGCGAAGGAAAAAACUACGACGAUAAAUUCAUGUGUUCCUACACAGACUUGACAAAGAACCAGAACAAACCCACAAUGCAACAAGAGGAACCAAGUUCAGAAUGCAGCAUGAUAUCCAUAGGAAGCAAUGGACAGUGGGGAUUUGAAGAAAAAGUAGUAGCAAGUACCAACUGUAUUACACAUACCUUUGAUUGUACAGUGCAGGAUCCUAAGAAACCAAAUGUGGAUGCAAUCAAUUUUUACCCCUACUGUGUUGCCAAUGAAAACAAGGAGAGUGAAGGCCGCCAGUUCCGAACCUACAAAGGUAUGGUAGAGGCUGCCAAAUUGACCCGUCCCCCCGACCUCUUCAAAAUGGACGUGGAAGGAUUCGAAUUUGAUGUCAUGACACAAAUGUUGGAAGAAGCACACAAGUCGGGAACCAUGGACCUGCUACCGACGCAGAUAUCCGUAGAAUUGCAUUAUGCCACGCGGAUGUACGACAUUCCCUGGAAAAUGAGAACGAUUACAGCAGCUGAGAUUGCUCUCUUCAUGGGAAUGAUGUACCGUCGUGGAGGCUAUGUUCCGGUGCACUAUGAAAAAGUAGGACCGGCCUGCGUUUUCUGCGCCGAGCUAUUGUUUGUGAGAAUGUUUUGUGACAAAUAG
Molecule: messenger RNA, 1299 nt
Organism: Cylindrotheca closterium
Lineage: Eukaryota; Bacillariophyta; Bacillariophyceae; Bacillariales; Bacillariaceae
Source: the annotation of a GenBank genome assembly